Rhizophagus irregularis DAOM 181602=DAOM 197198 is the source of this 1789-nucleotide messenger RNA. The record is from RefSeq and is a predicted model, not a curated record. Lineage: Eukaryota; Fungi; Glomeromycota; Glomeromycetes; Glomerales; Glomeraceae.
GCUUUUCUUUUGGAGAACGAAUGAAUUAUUUUCGGAUAUAUACUUUAAUUAUUCCAUUGCAAUUGGUCUCAUUUAUGCUGUUCAAAUAUACUGCUUGUAUACUUCACGUGUUUCUGCAAUCUUUUGUGUAAAGAUUUUAGUACUCAGCUUAUUGGCCACUUUCUGCUUGAUUUUCUUGGAUCCUAAAAUGCAAGAAACUUUACUAAUGAGUCGCAGUAGAAUUUUCCUACUUCCACCUUUCAGCUAUAUUUUUGCUGGUCGUAAAUUUGGAAUCUUGACCGCAACAAUCACUUUUAUGAUCUAUAUUUUCAGUGUAUUUUUGUGGCAAUCCAUUCAUACUAUCCAAACCACUUUGUUCGGUAUUUUUCAUUUCUUAUUGGAUCUAAUUGUACCUAUAUUAAUACUCGAGCGUGUUCUUGAUACUGAGAGCGGGGAUAAACAAUCAGAGGAGGUUCAAAAGUUGAGAACGCCUAUACAUGGAAUUUUAGCUAGUACUGAAAUUCUCCGUGGAUCACAAUUGACUUCAGCACAACGCUCGCUUAUUUCUGCCAUUCAAAGUGCCGGAACAAACGUUAUUCACAUUGCUGAUCACAUUUUACGUAUUUCCAACACGAGAGGUUUUGAACAACGAUCAGAACAGUUUGAUUUAUAUCUUGCAUGUGAACAAAUUAGUGAAGGAAUGUCCCCAUUUCUUGAAAGUCAAAAUUUUGAUUUUGAUUUUGAUUAUAAAGUACCAUUUUCUCAAUCUUUAUUAAUUGGUGACAUUGGACUUCUCAAACAAAUUAUUAUAAACUCGAUGAAUAAUAUGUUAAAUAUCGCUCGAGAUGGCAAAGUAAUGUUUACCGUCAAAGCCAAGGAUGAAGGUGCAACACCUGAACGAACUGAUAAACUUACAAAUUUAUUUACUGUCGAAUUUAAUCUUACUGGAAUUGGUCAAAUCCUAGAUAAUGUUGAAUCUUACAUUAAGAGAUCGGAUAUUACAGAAACUUGUUCCGAACUUUAUGAUGGGAUUAAUGGAAUUAGAUUCACUCAGUCACUUGUCGAUUCGAUUGGUGGCAAUUUCGAAAUAAAGAAAUCACCUGAGGAUCCGAAUUCUCAUGAAUCCUCAUAUACUUUUAUUAUUACUAUUGACUUACAAAAGGCUGCGGAAGAAAAUGAUCGAAUCAGCGUUACGAAACCAUUUCCAUUGCGUUACGUCACCGAAGUUGGGGCUGAUCCAAGAAUUUCACUUCGCGUUGGUAUUAUUCGAACUCAUAAAGAAGAUUCUUUUAUUAUGAAAGAGAUUGAGUCUAUACUCAAAACAGAUUUUGAAAUGGAAACAGUUCAACGUAUUUCCAUUGAAGACAUUGACAAUGAGCGAGUCAAUACUAUUAUUUUUGAUACAUCCGAAAUUGAAGAACAAGUCAUUGAAGAAGUAUGUCAAAAAGCUAAGAGUGCUAAUGUCCCGAUUAUUUUAAUCACCAAAUUGAUGAGGACCAGCCUAGUCAGUGAAACGGUAUCAAAAUCCGGUAUUAAAGAAGAAAAGGUUUAUUUUAUCGUCAAGCCUUUUACUCAAGUCAAGCUAUGGAACGGAUUGAUUGCUGCGACAAACAAAAUUAAGAAGACUGAAUCUGAUGAAGUUAUUCAGAAAGAAGAAAAGUAUUAAAGUGUCGUUAUAAUAUGAUGUAGAAACAGUACUUAGCUUUAAAUUUAUGAGAAGACGCAGAAUUUACAUUGUUCUAAAAAUGGAAAAACUGAAAAAAGUAAUCUUAAAAUAAUUGCUAUAUAAAUCCAAAUAAUAAAGAAGUAU